Messenger RNA from Amphiprion ocellaris (clown anemonefish), 3843 nucleotides. RefSeq names its product Smith-Magenis syndrome chromosome region, candidate 8b (gene smcr8b). Gene Ontology annotation, cellular component: guanyl-nucleotide exchange factor complex. The transcript is spliced from 6 exons. The coding region runs from base 1 to 2715 and encodes 904 amino acids. NCBI's taxonomy places the organism in Eukaryota, Metazoa, Chordata, Actinopteri, Pomacentridae. The record is from RefSeq and is a predicted model, not a curated record. Gene Ontology annotation, molecular function: GTPase activator activity.
AUGAUCGGGUCACCGGACCUGCUGGCCUUCACCGGCGGAGAGGGCUUUGGAGAGGCGGAGGAGCAGGAGACCGUCCCGGAGGAGCUCACCGUCCCGCUGCUACCCGCCGGUCACCCCUGGAGCUCCUCAGCCCGGUUCAACCGAGACUUCAUCCUGGUGGCGGAGUUCUCAGAGCAGGUGGGUCCAAAGCCAGUGCUGACAAUACCGGACGACCCCAGAGUCAUCGGCUCGUUCGACCUCAACCACUUCUCUGUUCGCAUCAUGUCUGUGGACUACCAGGCAUGCAGCCCUGGCCCAUCCUCCUCUCCUGGACCCCGACUCAACUUCAGCGAGGACUCCAGAGUAAUCCUGGGAGAUUCAGCGGAGGACACGUUUGCGUAUGUCCACCACCUGACGCUGUAUGACCUGGAGGCUCGGGGGAUGGUUCGUCCUUUCUGCAUGGCCUAUGUGUGUUCGGACCAGGCGAAGCUGACGGAGAACUUUUCAGAGCUGUCGACGUGCUUCUCUCAGGCAUCCGAUAGCCUCAAGACGGGAAACAGGCAAGCGUUUUCUAUGGAGCUGCAGAGAAAACUACAGGAGCUCGAGUUUGGACGGCUGACUCUGCUGCAGGAGAAGGAACAUCAGAGGACAAACAACAGCCUCACAGACGUCGAAGAGACAGGCGACGAGCUUGAAGCCAUGGAGCGUUCCAUCCUAACUCACAGAGACCUCAUCCGCCAGGUCACAUCCUACCCAAACAGAAAGCUCAAACAGCCCGACUUCCUGCCCUACGACCCGGCCGACUGCCUGUCCGACCCGACUGUCUUUUUGCUUCCUGAGCCUUCCUCCUCUUCCUCCCUCUCCACCUCCUGCAAGUCAGAGCGCUGUCUGAAGCCUCUGCAGGAGCUCUGCAACCCUUACUUCCUGUCCCUGAUGAAGGACCAGCUUGCAGACAUGGAGCAGCAUCUCCGUGGUGACAGGAGCGUCCUGCGAACCUCUCGUGUCGCACAUUCACUGUCCAAGAGGCUAACACUCACCAACUUCUUAUUCGAGCUGUGGAGGCCAGAGGACGGAGAGGAAGAGGAAAGAGAGAGCGCCGACGUGGAGGCCCAGAUGGCCUCAGGGACUAAGAGGAGCGCUGAGGCGUUCCAAUCAGACCGCCCGACACUGGAGAUGUUCUUUUCCUGUGUGGAGGAGCUCCCCAUCAAACUGGAGGCAGGAGAAACUGGGAGCCCUGAGCCCGGCUUUGUCACAGAGAUGACGGGGAGCGUGAGCAGCGGAGACAGCAUUGAAGUGCUCAUGACGGAGAAGUCUUAUCACACACAGCAUGUUGUUGCUGGAUCGGACAGCAGAGAAACACCAGUUGGCGGGACAGGCGCUUACUUGAGGCGUGUUGCAGUGGAUGCAGGCAUCAGGCGUGUGCGAGCAUAUGCUAAACGUGCAAACAGUGAGGACAGCAUCGAAGUGCUCAGCACCACCGAGUCCAUCUUUCCCGACGACCUCACCGCCAUCACAGAAGAGGAAGCGGAGCAGCAGCCUCUGAACAACGGCUUUGAACCUGAGGAAGAACCACAGACUGAUUGUAGAUCUGACAAAGACCUCACUGAGGAGAAGACAGCGAAUGAAGAUACUUUAGUGAGCAAGGGUGAAAACGAAAGAUUUGUUCAGGCUCCUGCUGAAAGAGAAGAGUCUUCAUCACAAAUAACAGUUAGUGAUGGUGUCAUGAUCAAAGAGGAGCCGUACACUGUUAAGGAAGAUGAAGACAAAAUACCAGAGAAGAUGUCCACACUACUGCAAGGUGAAGCAGCAGUGAAAUCUAAACCACAGUGGCCUGAGGUCCAUCCGAUGUGGUCCAUGCCUGACCUCCACCUGAACGUUGUCCCAUCGGUCGACCGCUGGCCUCCUUCCUGCCCUCCUCUUAGGCUGCUGAGCAUCGACGAGGCCUCAGACUGCACUAGCUUCACCAGCUCCUUGGAACCACCGUCCCCCACCCAAAACUUCCACAGCAACGUCGGCUUGCACAGGAGGAGGAGAAGGAAGGCCGGACUCAGAGCACUCAGGUUCAUCAAGCAGAACUCGUUCUCCCAACAUGCCGUGUUUUGUCUCUUGAGUGGCCGGCCGCUGGUCAUUGUUGGGGGAGACCAGAGUCUGGUCAGGAAACUGGUGGAUGCUCUGAGCCUCUUCCUGCCUGCUCCCGGUCCUGAUGGGGGCGCAGUGAUGCCGUGUUUGACGGCAGCCCUGCAGCUGACCGAUCUGCUCACCUGGAGACUGAUAGGAAUACACAGAUCAUCGUCCACUUCUUCAUCCAUCAUCCUUCACUCUCUGACUCGCUACAGUCGGUAUUUAGCGCUGCUGGACAUAGAUCAGAAGACGCUGUGCUGUCCGUCGUACUCCGGCUCUCUCAUUGGCAGACUAGCCGAUCCUCACUCUGGUAUCAGCCGAGGCAUCACCUACCUGCUGCACCUGGAGAGCUGUCUGACCAUGCUGGCCAAUCAGGUGCUGCUGUACACUUUCAAACCUGCUUUUCAACGUCCAAACGCCACCAGAGGGAACGAUGGAGCAGAAGAAGAGGAGGAGCCUCUGUGCACGCCAGGAUUCUGCAGCAGCGAAAGUGACUUCAGAGUGAUGCACUACCUGUCGGACCUCAUCAAGCAGCGCCACGCCGGAUGCAGUACGCCGGUUUUAAGAUUCUCUUACAGCUCAGCGAAUCUCCACAGAAACACUUAUGCAGCAUAAGAAUCAAAAGAAGACACUGGAUGAACAAAAGAUAGAUUAUUCUGAUUGCUACAACUAAAUGUGAACACGUCGGUGCAAAAGAAUCUUAUUUUUUUAGUAAGUCUUAAAUGCUGAUGAUUCUGAUUCCUGGACAUUUUUGCACUAGUGUCUUACCGGAACUGAAGACUUCUAUAUGUUGGCAGACUUAUACAGCUUUAGUAUGAUGCUUUAAAAUUUAUCACUCGAUCAAAUUGAACUCCUUGUGCAAUUUAAGCAAGCAAAACAAACCAAACUUUAUCGAUCUGAAAGUACGUUUUAACAAGCAUUGUAUUAUGGUUUGAAGAUGCUUUAAUACUCUGCAACACUAUGUACUGCAAAUCCUUUACUUGUCGCUCUGUCGUUUAGUUAGUAGAAAGGCAAACGUGAAGCUCAAACUGAAUACGAGUCACAGCCAAUGCAUUUCAAACAGUACAACUGAUUUUGUGACUACAUUUACAGCAUUAUGUCACUAGCAGGAUGGGGGAAAAAACAGACAUUAGUUCAUUCUGAUUCAGGUCCAUACAGUUAAUAUCACAUGUGGAUAGAUAUGCUACUGGUAAGUGUAAAAGAUUCAAAUUUUAUUUACACUUCUGCUGUGGAAUAGAUGAGAAGGUCAACACAGUACAUACUGGUACAGAGGCACACUGGUGCCAGAAUAGACAGAAAAAAAAUACUGGAAACUUUCAUUUGCAUUUACAAAGUUUGGAUUUCUUAAUUAUGGAAAAAGUAUCUCACUUCCAACUUCCACGUUUUAAAGUGAUCCAAAAAUAGUUGACAACCACCAAAAAGGAACAGUAUUUUCAAAAUGUGAAAAAAACUAUGGUGUUAAUCUCAACACUGCUUAAACUCUGAGAGGAAAAUAAGCAGUUUUUCUUCCCUCUCAAUGUCAUUGUCGACUCCAACGUCACCAUCAAAAACUUAAAGUCUAAAAUAACAGGUUCUACUGCCUACGUGAUCAAUGUUUAAUAACUUUGCUUUUAAACUUCAAAUAGCAGAGCAGCAAUCUCCUUCUGUUUGACAAUGUUCUUUUGUUAUUUUAGCAAUGUUAAGAUGAGCCGAUAUUAGUAUGCACAUAUUACUCUGAAAAUAAAGUUAGAUUUUAAAUUUGCA